AGUUACCGUUCUACAUUUUCAUACCAGCGUGGAUCAUUUACAAUCGGAUAGGGCUACCACACACGGAAUCUCAGUUUGAUGUAGAAAACACCAUUAAGAUCACGUAUUGGCACAUAUGAACUUGUUCAUCUGCAUAUUUUAAACGGAAUGUGCCACUAAUUACAUAUUAGCUGCAAGCAAAUUGAAUUUGCAAUUACUUACUCUCACAAUCCAUCCUACUGGAAGUUAAAUUCCAAAAAUUAAAAUCAAAUGGCCGAAUUCAGAUGUGCUAACAUGUAUCCUCCUAACCUUUUUGUAUUUAUUUUGUUCCUGAAAUAUGCUAUGACUAUGAAUGCUGACUACUGGGGAGAGGAAUUCACAAAAUCUUAUGUCGUACAGGAUAUAUCCAUACAGCAUCAUCGAUUAGGAAGGCUAUAUUUGCGCGGCUUUCCAAGAGGUUCUUGGGGCACCAAACUGUUUCCACUAGGUGCAUCUAUUAUCGAGGAUGGCUCAAGAAACUAUUCCCUUGUUCACAUCUUGGAAAGUGCCUACGACGAAAAUGAAUCCGUCGGGAGGUCCUACGCAAAUUUCAGAGAAAAAAUAAAGAAUUUAUUCUGCGCUGGAUGGGUUUGCUGUGUACCACGUGCGACAAAUAUACAUUGUGAACAAGAGCCACCAGCCGCUAAAUCAGUCAGGCAAACACUGAUCGAUCCUGUGCAGGGCAUGCCUACCAUUUUCCUGUACCUGUGGUGCACAAAGGCCUGGGAGAGCUACCAUACAAAAACAAACUCAGAUACAACUGCACUCUUGGCCAAAAUUCAGGCUACCUGCCCAAACACGUGCAUUGGAAAUCCCUGUAGACGUCUGGAGAACACAAAAAACACCGAGUAUUGUGAAGUAACCGGACCUUUUGAGAACGAGUAUAAAUGCGAUUGCAAUGAGAAUUCCGAGUGGGAUUCCGAUAAACUGCUUUGCCGACCCACGGCUAUUUGCAAUAACGAACAGAUUCGUCCUUGUCACCCGGAGAACACAAUACGCUGUGUUACCGUUGACGACUAUGAGGUGAAAUGCAUCUGCAAAGCGGAAUUUAUGGGUGCAGAUUGUUCACUCCCGCGGGAUGCCUGCACAGAGAGACUAAAUAAAUCACAGGCCACAGGGAAUCAAAACUGUCGAGUGAGUUUCGGGAACCUGUGCACUGGAAAACUCGGAACGGAUCAAUACAAUUGUACCUGCAAGUACGGUUACGAGCCACUGUUGACUAUGUCAGAAGAUAAUUGUCUGGCGCGCCGAGACCCAUGUCAAACAUAUUUUGGCAUUGAAUCAUUGAAUAAACACUCCAUAGAUUUGGACAGAGUAUUCGACUUGGAGAAUGAAACCGAGAUGACUUAUGAGCUACUAGCAACGAAGCAACGGUCCGCACUCAUCACACACAGGGGACUUAUGUGCCUCAACGGAGGUCUGUGUGUUACGUCCGCCGAUUUUACCCGGGCUACUUGCGUCUGUCCAACAUCGGCAGACGGAUCACCACUCUAUCUGGGGUCAAACUGUGAGAUACCAGUGGGCACUUGGUCCGCCUGGUCAUCCAUGUCCUCAUGCAUUCCACGGGAUUGCGGACACACACGUUAUCGAUGGCGUCGUCGUCGUUGCUUAAAUGUAACCACCUCUGAGGAACUGGUUGAUGCUGGAAGCAGAGUCAAAGAGGAAAUAAUUAGAGUACAAGCCAGCUACUCACCACCAGUUAGGUGUUUUGGCACAUCAGAAGAAGUUUAUCCAACAUCCCCUGCCUUGAAUUAGCCGUGUUGAAGAACCGGUUGUCCCUGCACAUCCACAAUUUUCUGGAGUCAAUGACAUUCGAUAGAAUGCUCUUCAGGCAACAUACGGUGGUCUGGCAGAAUUACCGGCCGUUUUCUAUCUGCGCAGUUCAGAACAGAACUAAGUUCUAUCAAAAUGGAGGCCGGGGGUCAUCAUUCUUAUUCACAAGUACCGUCCGAUAACGCCGUUUUCUGUGGUUUCCAGUUAUUGAAUGAGUCAUCGCAGACACACGGAUGCAGUACCGGAGAAACCACAGCAUCUUUGCUCCAGAGCAACAUGGUUUCUGCCAAAAGCACUCACAUACUACUGACCUACUAAUUGCAUGUACUAUUUGCGCUGAAAUAGUUGAUGGUGGAGCAGGAGUCAAUCUCAUCUACCUGGACUUCUCCCAAGUGUCCGAUCGCUUAAACCAAGAAAUUCUCCUCUACAACCUUUGAAACUACGGCAAGCUUGGUUUGGAUUACUGAUUUCCGGCCGGAGGUGAGAGUCUAUGAAUCGCUGUCCGAUACACUUGAGAUGGAACGCAGUGUGCCACACGGCCAUGUAUCAGUACUUCACAUAAGCUUGGUUUGCAUAAACAAUCUACUAAUGUCACUUGUCCCCGAUUUCUUAUUCUCCGAAGAUAAUAUUAACAUAUGUGGAGAGAACAGAGGACCGGAAGAACACGAAGGGCUCCAGCGCGAUGUUGACGCGAUUGAGUAGGGGUAAGUUCCUAAUAUCGUACUAUUUAGUGUAGAAAAAAUUGAGUUGUGCGACUACGCCAUAGCCGUGCUUAUGCUUACAGACUUGAGGCACAUAGUUAGCAUAUCAGUUCCCGAGGAAAUCGACAUUGGUUUUCUCAUACAGAUGGACCUCAACUGCUUAAGACAAGCAGAGGCAACUGCGGAAGGAGUCAACCAGCACGUCCUCACGUCGCGAAGUGUAUCAGGAUGAUUUGACUCGUCAUGCUUUCUGACAAUUCACAAGUUCAACGUGCAUCCUCACAUUGGGUGCGCUAUUCAGAUUUAGCAGUCUUGGAUGAAGCACGACUUUGAGGUACUAGAAACAUUAAAAAACACGGUAACAAAGAAAAUCAAUGGUCUACGCAAGCAUUUUUACCAGCAACGGCUUGAGUUACUGGGGGUUUUCAGCGGGCGUUACCGACCGCUACGAUAUAAUAUAUUGCCAUACCAAAUAUUGAGUGACCCCUAUUACGUAUGUCGCCAUGUGCUGAAACUCAGCCUCAACACUAAACUCAGAGGGGACUGCUUGAAACUGUGUGAAAAAUACGGUGUCUAGGAGGCUGACAGCAAUAAUUUUCUCUUCGCGUUUGCUAACGCUACAAUGCUCACACAAACUCAGCUUUGUACUCGCACAACUGGAAAAUUUCCAAAAACGAUUAGCUGUUACCCUUCGCUUCCAUCACUUCGGUUCCUAAGCUGCAGUAUUUUAGAAUACAUUAUUUAU
Molecule: messenger RNA, 3237 nt
Organism: Dicrocoelium dendriticum
Lineage: Eukaryota; Metazoa; Platyhelminthes; Trematoda; Plagiorchiida; Dicrocoeliidae
Source: the annotation of a GenBank genome assembly